AUGGCAACAACAGCCAAGAAGUCCAAGGCGGCCCACUAUGCCCAGAGAUUCGCUGUAGAGAGCGAGCCAGGUCUCACCACCGCCCAACUCAUGCUGUACAACCACGAUCUUGCACCUGUCGAGCCUGAACGCCGCCAGUGGGGUGCAUGGAACUUCGUUGGUUUCUGGGUCGCCGACUCCUUCAACAUCAACACAUGGAUGAUCUCAGGGAGUAACAUCGCCGAUGGACUAUCGUGGUGGCAGUCCUGGAUCUGUGUCUGGCUCGGUUACUCCAUCGCUGCGUGCUUCGUUUGCAUGACCGGGCGCAUUGGUGCUACGUACCACAUCUCGUUCCCCGUCGUCAACCGCUCCUCUUUCGGUGUCUGGGGAGCGCUAUGGCCCGUCUUCAAUCGCGCAGCCAUGGCCUGUAUUUGGUACGGUGUACAAGGAUGGAUUGGAGGUACCUGCGUCUACCUCAUGAUUCGAGCCAUCUGGAGCAACUGGCGUGAUGAGGAUGCGAACGGCGGCAUCAAGAACGGCAUCUCCAGUUCUGGCACAUCCACCGUCCACUUUGUCUCGUUCUUUUUCUUCUGGCUUGGAUCCCUCCCGUUUCUCUGGCCUUCGGUUCACAAGAUCCGUCAUCUGUUUACCGUCAAGGCGUAUGUUGUGCCCACCGCUGGCAUUGCCUUCUUCAUCUGGUCGAUCGUUCGCGCCAAAGGCCUCGGUCCCAUUGUGCAUCAGACUGGCUCCAAGUCCGGCUCUGAGCUCGGUUGGCUCAUGGUUCGUGGCAUUAUGUCUGCCAUUGCCAACUUUGCUACUUUGAUCGUCAACGACCCUGAUUUCGCCCGUUUCGCCCACAAGCCCUCUGACGCCUUCCUUCCACAGCUCAUCACUAUUCCUGUUGGUUUCGCCAUCACCUCGUUCAUUGGUAUCAUAGUAUCGUCCUCUUCCACCGUCAUCUUUGGCGGUGACCCUAUCUGGAACCCUCUCGAUCUUCUCACAAAGUUCCUCGAGGAAGGUGGCUCCGCGCAACGCUUUGGAGUUUUUGUAAUCGCCGCGGCCUUUGCGCUCGCCCAGCUCGGAACCAACAUUGCCGCCAACUCCAUCUCCGCUGGAACAGACAUGACUGCCCUGCUCCCACGCUGGAUCUCUAUCCGCCGCGGAUCCUACGUCUGCGCGCUCGUUGGCCUCGUCAUGUGCCCCUGGAACCUUCUCAGUGAUACAAACAGCUUCACUACCUACCUCUCUGCCUACUCUGUGUUCCUAUCCUCCAUUGCGGGUGUCAUGAUCUGCGACUACUAUAUCGUCCGCAAGGGAUAUCUUCAAAUUAAGGACUUGUACUCCGGCAGAAAGACGGGACCCUACUACUACACACUCGGUUUCCACUGGCGCGGAUACGCCGCCUACAUUGCCGGUAUCCUCAUUAACGUCGUUGGGUUCGCAGGCGCGGUCGGCCGCGAUGUACCUGUUGGAGCGAAACGCAUCUACGAUUUGAACUUCUUCGCCGGCUUCCUAGUCGCGAGCAUCACAUACUGGGCGCUCUGCAAGAUCAGCCCGAUUCCAGCCACCAGCGACGUCUGGUGCGAAGUCGGCGACGAGAUCACCGAUAUGUCUGUCGCUUACAGUGAUUCGGAACACGACAACUACGACGAGGAAGCGAUGCAUGGCGGGAAAGGUGCAGCCGCUAAGAUUGGGGAGGCGGAAGCGCACUCCACUUUCUAG
Messenger RNA from Ascochyta rabiei, 1701 nucleotides. Its product is annotated as uracil permease. Gene Ontology annotation, cellular component: plasma membrane. The record is from RefSeq and is a predicted model, not a curated record. Gene Ontology annotation, molecular function: nucleobase transmembrane transporter activity. The transcript is spliced from 2 exons. Gene Ontology annotation, biological process: nucleobase transport; transmembrane transport. Lineage: Eukaryota; Fungi; Ascomycota; Dothideomycetes; Pleosporales; Didymellaceae. Bases 1 to 1701 code for a protein of 566 amino acids.